AAUCAUACAUAUAUUGACAACCUUCUUCAAGUGCUUAUUGGAGAGACCCAUCUAAUUAAGGGGAAGGGGGGCUACUCCAAUAUUACAACCAACAAUUAAUAUUAUUAUCCCACCCAAAUUUCCAUACUAUAAUUCUUCAAUUCUCCUAACUUUGUGAUUCAUUCAAUCAAUCAAUCAAUCAAUCAACUAUGUUGGGCAAGCGAUCCCGACCGGCGAUCGGUAAACUCGCCGGGGUGUUAAGGUCCGGGAUCAUCGACACGAUGACAAGUCCAAGAAGUCCAUUGGAUUGUAGGUCGUUGUUCUCCCCCAGAGGGCUAAAGAGUAAUAACUCUAAUUAUUAUGAUAAGUACGGAGGGAUUGGGAUCGGGUUAGGCAUAGUUGUAGCCCUUGAAAACAACAACAACAACAACAACAACAAGUCUAGUAAUAAGACAUGUAACGUUGUUGAGUGUGGUGGUGAAAUACUAGCUAAAUAUGCUAUUUGUAGCCAAUUUUCGACCCGGUCGAGCCCGAUCAACGUUACGUCGUCGUCGUCGUCAAGGAAGAUUAAGAACGAGAUUAACAACCAUAAUGGUGUAUUAAGACAUGAUCAACAAGAAGAGGAGGAAAUGAUUGAGGGUUUUGACGAGGAGUUUACUUAUGUCACGUGCCGUGGACCUAAUAAGUCCACUACUACAGUUUACUAUAGUGGUGAUGAACAACGACCCAAAAUUAGCAAGAAAAUCGGCGUAUUUAACAUAUCUUCUCCGGCGAGAUUUUCCGGUGAUUGUCGCCGUGAUUCCGAUUCCGAUUUCCUCAGCUCGUGUCAUUCGUGUAGGAAAGGUCUUCAUGGCAAAGACAUUUACAUGUACAGGGGGGAGAAGGCAUUUUGUAGUGCUGAAUGCAGGCAAAGACAAAUAAGGAUUGAUGAGAAGAAAGAACAAUGCAGAUCGGAAGCUUCUAGAUCCGGCGAAAUUUCGAGCUCGCCGUACAGUUACACUAGUACAGGACAGAUCUUCUCAACUGGGAUUGUAGCUGUUUAGAGGAAUAAUAUCAUAAUUAGUAUGUUAUUAUUAUAAUAAUUAUUAUCUAAGCAAAGAUAUAAUGUAGAAUAAUUAAUAUAAAUUAGAUAAAUAACAAAAAGAGAUGAAAAAAAAACCGGCAAAUUUCCAUUUUGUGACUAUACAUAAAAAAGAAACCAAAUCCAUAAGAAGAAAAAAGUAAGAAAUUCUUAUUGGGUUUGAUCUUACAUGUAACUGUAAUAUGAAUCAUAAAUUAAAUUUUGAUGUGAAUUACAGAUAUUAUUGUAUUA
This is a messenger RNA of Spinacia oleracea (spinach), 1291 nucleotides long. Its product is annotated as FCS-Like Zinc finger 14. The record is from RefSeq and is a predicted model, not a curated record. Lineage: Eukaryota; Viridiplantae; Streptophyta; Magnoliopsida; Caryophyllales; Amaranthaceae. The transcript has 2 exons. The coding region runs from base 189 to 1022 and encodes 277 amino acids.